GGGCGGCUCGGUCAGGUACCAACCGGCGAGGGCAAGACUAUGAUUGUAGCGAUUCUUGCAGCAAUCCUGGCGCUCCGAAAUCAGACGGUUGACAUUAUUACCGCGUCUGAGGAGCUAGCAAAGCCGGCUGCCGAGGAAAUGAAAGGGUUUUUCAGUCUAUUUGGUUUUUCGGCGGCUGCUAUUAGUGAAGAUACUAACUGGACACAACACAUUAUCUACGGAGACGCCUCCCAGUUCCAGUUUGCGGACCUUCGCUACCGCUUUGCGGAAGAGCAUCAGAAAGGCGCAGGUCGAGGUGCCGAAAUGCGUCCGUACCAGGUGGCCAUCAUAGAUGAGAGCGAUUCGCUAAUGGUCGACGGCAAGGGAUCGCAGGCUCUGCUAGGCAGCUCUGCGCCGGGAGCGCAUUACCUACAGAAUUUCAUCAUAAUUGCGUGGGGCAUAAUGCUCAACGGCAAAAAAAGCCUACGUAUAUGCAAUGUGACAAAAUGACUGAUACUGUGUGGACAUCAAAUUGUGCGCGCCACGAUCUUAGUUUAAUUUGGUAGGAAGCGAGACUUCGAGAAGCUUUCAUGAUUUAUUUUUUGUGCUUCUGAACAAGACAACUUAACUGUUGUGUUUGCAAGAGCUACUGUUUCCACCCGCUCGUUUGCAACUUCCUGCCUUUGCACGUUUUCGUUUGCUGUCCAUGUUUGCAUUCUCAACAAAACAAAUGAUUGACAUUCCCAAAUUGCAAAAAGAUGCUUGGGGGCGAGGAUGCCCAUGCCACGAUACUCAAGUAUCCGUCGGAUUUUUUUUGCGCUGCACAGAGCCAGUACAACGUUCCUAAGCACGGAACACUCACUUUUGAACUUCACCCGCAGUUCCCUCCCGCAGACGACUGGACUGCGUUCAAGAAAGAGUGGAAGAAGGUAGUCGCGGCAAGCCAAGGCUCAAACUCCUCUCCGGCACCGACGACUUCGACCGGGGGCUCCUCGACCAGUGGCGCAGGGCCGGAAACUGGUGAUGUUCACGAAGAAAAGGACAACCUUGAUGUGCUAAAGCAAAUCACUCCUAUCGAGCAUUUGGGUCUAGAUCCGUCCGACACGAGCAAAAAGCCUCUCUACAAGGAUUGGUCAAAUUACUUGAGCCAGAAAAUCGAAGCCAUGUUGCGGCAGGGUGUGCGCGAUUUUGAUCAUCACGAAAACAGCUUACUGCCUGACAAGAAGCUGCCCGAUGAAAUGAGAAAGGAAGCUGAAGUACCGGACAGAAAAGUAGUGUUUCAAUGGCUUGAAAAGAAAAUGCUCCGCUCUUUCGCAAGUUGUUCAUAAUUCUUUCAUCUCUCAUACGACUGAGAAGCACCUGUCAUGACGCGGAAGCGAACUUCUCAGACAAGAAAGCAACUGCAUGAAAAUGAGCUAGCAGCCGUGUAUAAAACUAGAUGAACAUGAACAGCAAUUGCAUGCGGGGACGUCUAAUAAAUGCCGCAGCUGCGCUGUAUUUCAGUGCUAGCGUUGCAACAAGAUUCGCAUCGCGCUGUUCCUUUCAAAACAGGCAGCAUGCUCAUACUUUCUUUUGCUACAGGGUUCACACUUUUCACGUCAGUAUGAAGACGGGGACGAUCCCAGCAAGCCAGACGCCCAACCAGUACCACGGUUUUAUCACAUGAAGCACCAUCGGGAUUACAUCGUCCGCACAGGAAUCGUUCAGUGGUCACUAGCAGCGGUGGAUGCCAUGUACCAUCUGGAGCAGGAUAAGCAUUACAGGCUGAAGACGGGAACGCAAGGACCCAAGGUCGAGUUGAUCGACAUGAGUAAUACAGGUUGCGUCUCAGACACAUCACAGUUUACCGGCGGUCUCGCUCAGUUCUUGGAGUUUAAGCACGGCCUGACGAUGACCCCGAGUGGAUUCACGACAAAUUACAUUUCCAAUGCAGGUUACUUCAAGAAGUACGACAAGAUCUUCGGUCUAACGGGCACGCUUGGCGAUGCAGAGACAAGGGACUUUCUGAACGAUACCUACAAGCUGGACUUUUUCUUCGUGCCAGGAUUUAAGUCAAAGCAGUUUCACAUGCUCCGCGGGAUUUUUCAUUUCGAAGGAACAGCAUGGAAGGAUGCCGUGCUGCGUCAGACUUUGGUGCAGGCAAAACUUGGUCGGGCGGUCCUAGUGAUUUGCGAAUCCUUGAGCGAUGCAAAGAUGUUUCAUAAGCAGUUCACAAAGAAGAUUGACGAGCCGAAUCCUCAAGACGUACUUUCCGCGAACGACGCUGCGCUGAGCGUCUCGCUAUACACGGAACAGUCCGAACGAGCAGCGGCGGUGGGGUCGGGCGACCAGAAACGAAAACUGGAACCCGGCACCAUCAUCGUGACAACCAACAUCGCAGGUCGCGGCACGGAUAUCAACCUCACCGACGAGGUCGAGAAGAACGGAGGCUUGCACGUUAUUAUCACCUUCCGCCCGCAGAACGAUCGGGUCCAGCAGCAAAAUGUUGGCCGCACAUCCCGCACGGGAAACAGAGGGACAGCGCAGCUGAUACUUAAC
Molecule: messenger RNA, 2517 nt
Organism: Amoebophrya sp. A120
Lineage: Eukaryota; Dinophyceae; Syndiniales; Amoebophryaceae
Source: the annotation of a GenBank genome assembly